AUGGCAGAGCAGGGGUUUCAAGUGGACCAGGACAGAUUCUGCUGCUCAAUCUGUCUAGAUCUACUGAAGGCUCCGGUGACGAUUUCCUGUGGUCACAGCUACUGUAUGAGCUGUAUCAAAAGCCACUGGGAUGGAGAGGAUCUGAAGACGGAUUACAGUUGUCCUCAAUGCAGACAGAUCUUCACCCCCAGGCCGGUCUUGGGGAAAAACACCAUGUUGGCAAAUUUAGUGGAGGGAUUUAAGAAGACUGGACUCCAAGACGCUCCGUCCGAUCGAUGCUACGCCAGACCUGGAGAUGUCGUCUGUGAUUUCUGCACCGGGAGAAAACGUAAAGCUCUGAAGUCCUGUCUGCAGUGUCUGGUCUCGUACUGUGAGGAACACCUCCAGCCUCACUACGAGUCCGCUGCUUUUGGGAAACACAAGCUGGUCGACCCCGACAAGAAGAUCCAGGACAACAUCUGCCCUCACCAUAAUGAGAUGAUGAAGAUAUUCUGUCGCACUGAUCAAGAGUGUAUUUGUUAUCUCUGCUCCAUGGAAGGUCAUAAAGACCAUGACACAGUCUCGGCUGCAGCAGAGAGGACCGAGAAGCAGAACGAGCUUUGGGUGAGUCAGCAGAAUAUCCAGCAGAGGAUCCAGAGCAGAGAGGAAGAUGUGAAGAUGCAGCAGCUGAAGGAGGAGGCCAUCAAUCGCUCUGCAGAUCAAGCAGUGCAGGACAGUGAGGAGUACUUUAAGUAUCUGAUCCAGCUUAUUAGGAAAAGAAGCUCUGACUUGGAGCAGCAGAUCAGAACAAAGCAGAACACAGAAGUCAGUCGAGUCCGAGACCUGGGAGAGAAGCUGGACGAGGAGCUCACUGACCUGAGGAGGACCAGCGCUCAGCUGGAGCUGCUCUCAAACACAGAAGACAACGUCCAGUUUCUUCACAGUUACACCGCUCUGCCAGCUGAUACUGGCUCUGCAGACACAUGCAGCAUCGACAUCGGCCCUGUGCAGUGCUUUGAGGAUGUGACAGCAGCAGUGUUUAAGGUCAAGAACACACUUCAGAACAUCCUCAGUGAUGAAUGGGAAAGGAUUUCCCUUGCAGUGAGAUUAGUGGAUGUUUUGCCACAACCAGAGCCCAAGAACAGAGACGAAUUCUUACAAUACUCAUAUCCAAUCACACUGGAUGGAGACACAGCCACUGGGCAGCUUUCCUUAUCUGCUGGGGUCAGAAGAGCGACAGGGAUUGAAGAAACAUUUAGUGGGAUAAAAAUGGGGAUACAAUUGCCGUUUGUUUCCCUAGACUCCCCCAGUGAGAUCUUCCAGCUGCAGGUGCUGAGCAGAGAGCAUCUGCCUGGGCGGUGUUAUUGGGAGGUGGAGUGGGAUGGGGUCGCAGUUUCAGUAGCAGUCACACACAAGUGUAUGAGAGGAGUCGUACAUGAGAGAGGCUUUGGGUAUAACGACAGGUCCUGGGCGUUAAUGUGUUUCAGGAACUGUUAUCAAUUCAUCCAUGACAACAUCAAAACCUUUAUUUUAAGCCCUCUGUCCAACAGAGUCGGGGUGUACCUGGACCAGAAGGCUGGUACUCUGUCAUUCUACGCAGUCUCUGAAACCAUGACUCUCCUCAAAACAGUCCAGACCAGAUUCACGGAGCCGCUCUAUGCUGGACUCUUUGUUGGUUAUCAUUCCACAGCCGAGUUCAAGUGA
Messenger RNA from Notolabrus celidotus (New Zealand spotty), 1683 nucleotides. Its product is annotated as tripartite motif-containing protein 16-like. The record is from RefSeq and is a predicted model, not a curated record. Gene Ontology annotation, molecular function: protein binding; zinc ion binding. Bases 1 to 1683 code for a protein of 560 amino acids. The transcript has a single exon. Lineage: Eukaryota; Metazoa; Chordata; Actinopteri; Labriformes; Labridae.